This is a messenger RNA of Emiliania huxleyi CCMP1516, 1353 nucleotides long. RefSeq lists its product as hypothetical. The coding region runs from base 17 to 1216 and encodes 399 amino acids. The record is from RefSeq and is a predicted model, not a curated record. The transcript is spliced from 8 exons. NCBI's taxonomy places the organism in Eukaryota, Haptophyta, Isochrysidales, Noelaerhabdaceae.
GAUCGGGCAGGCCUGAAUGUUGCUGCGUCCUCCUGUGCGACAGCUAGCUCUGCUGCUGUCGUGCCAGUUUGGCGCCGCGCGAAGGCUGCCUGGCACCGGCUGCGCCAGUCUCCGCUUCGUCACGGCUGCAGCCGCCAUCCGAGCGGCCGUGCCCGUCCCGGCUCCCGUCCUCUCCAUCAACCCAAAGCUGGACGCGACGCUGCCGUACCGCGCGCUCGCCUUUUACGCCAUCUCGCCCAUCGCCCAGCCGGACGAGGCGGUUGAGUCGCACCGCGCCUUCCUCACAAAGCGAGGGAUGGUUGGCCGCGUCUACCUCUGCGAAGACGGCAUCAACGCGCAGGUCUCGGGCGCCGCAGAGCAGUGCGCCGAAUACCGCGCGUACUGCCACGACCAGCUCGGGCCGGGCGCCGCGCCCGAGCCCAUCCUCUUCAAGGAGGACCCGUGCGACGAGCUCGCCUUCCCUCGCCUGCGCGUGAAGCACCGCAGCCUCGUGCCGAGCGGCGAGCUGCUCGGCGGCGGCGCCUCGGGCAGAGUGGCGUCCCUGCAGGACCGCGGGAGGGACGUCAGCCCGGCCGAGUGGGAGGAGCUGCUCGCUAAGGCAGACGGCGGCGGAGAGGAGGGCGGAGGCGGCGGUGCUCCCAUCGUGCUGGACGUGCGGAACGGGUACGAGUGGGACGAGCGCGCCGAGACGCCGGUGCGGGAGGGGCUGCGCGGGACCACCGCCACACCGACGUACUUUGGCGCACGGCUGCGCGCGGCGGGCUUCGAGAAGGUGUACAAGCUGCAGGGCGGCGUGCAGCACUACGGCAACGCCCACGCGGCGGCGGAGGAGGCGCCGCCCCGCUGGAAGGGCUCGCUCUUCGUGCCGCUCGGGGGCGCCUCGUCCGAGGUGGUCGGACAGUGCGUCCACUGCGGAGCCCCGACCGAGGCCUUCGUCAACUGCGGAAACAUCGACUGCAACAAGCUCCACCUCGUGUGCGAGCACUGCCUCCCUCGCACGGGCGGCUUCUGCUGCGAGCCAUGCUCCACCGCGCCCCGCCGCCGCCCGCCGGUGACGAGUCUCGCCGACCUCGCCGCCACCCAGGGCGCGCCGCCCGGCCAGCCGGACCCGAACAGGCUGUCGAGCGUCAAGCCGCACAACGUCGGCCGCAAGGAGUACGACGCGGACGAGCACGGGUGCGCGCCGGCGGCCGGCAGCGAGGUCGGAGGGUCGUGAGACCCCAUCGGCGAGAGUUGUCCGGCACCGUGUGCUGACUGCUGUGCCACUGUCACACGCAGGGGUCCGCGCCGGUGGUGCGCAUUCUUUGAGAAUCGUAGAGAGCUAGGAUUCGAAUAUCACAAUGUUGUCAGAAG